Molecule: messenger RNA, 2573 nt
Organism: Amphibalanus amphitrite
Lineage: Eukaryota; Metazoa; Arthropoda; Thecostraca; Balanomorpha; Balanidae
Exons: 5
Coding region: 1678-2499 (273 amino acids)
Source: RefSeq, a predicted model, not a curated record
GGCCACCAUCUGCCGGCGCUGGCUGCAGCGGCACGCGCCGCACCUGCUCUCACAGACGGCUGAUCGGACGGCGGAUUCUCCGCCGCCCUCCAGCGUGGCGAGCUCGCCGGGCCCGGCCACAGACCUGGCGUCCGGUGGCUCACCGGCUGGUAGCUCCGCCGGGACCUCCACUGGCGCACCGACUCCGGCCGCCGGCUGUCGCUGAGACCAGCCGUCCUGGAUCCUUUACUGUUCAGAAGGGUCGCGGCAGUUUAGAGGCAGAGGAGGCUGUCCCUUGUUAGGGACGGCGACGACGAACAGGGACCGAUUACUGACAGCAUUGCAUUUGACACCGACCCAGUCUAUCUUCUCCGGCCGGUCAGUCGACGUUUUGUGAGCCGCUGCCGGGGGUUGUCACAGACGCCUGGCUGACCGGUACGAUAGUGUCCCGUUGCUGCGGGGCUGGGCGAAGCACAACGAUGGUAAUUCAGGACGGGCAUUGGACUUGGCUGUGAAUGUGCCAGUUUUUUGUAUGCGCUCUGCUUUAACGUUCAUUUAGGGAUUCAGUAGGGAACUAUGUAUCCUGUAUUAUCCAUAACCCGUGGGACAGACCGUAAUCUAAAAUAUGUAUCUCGUUUAUUCAGUGUCACGUGUUGAUAGCCUAGGUCUUUCAGCUGGUUUACCCUCAUCCACAGCAGAUCAAUACGUUUCUGAACUAUGCAUGGCUAAGAAACUUUAAUUGUUACUCUUACAGUAUCAUUCUAGCGUCGUCUUUGUUCAAAUAUGUUUUCUCAGGAGCGGCAUUAUACGAUGGCAGUCGCAUCUUUCGUGCGUCCUAUUGCUGCUAAUCACACAUUGCUCGCAUAAAUAGUGGCUUUCAUCUGACUUGUGUAGAUUGUACUUGAUAUGGUUCCUACGGUAUUGUACGACUGGGCUUAACACUUGGCUGUGUAUGAAUCCGGAGCGUAUUUCGUCAGUGUCAGUAGUUUUCUUGGACACCUGUAGCUUUAAUUGCUCAGAUCGGGUGCUCGAUUUUUCGGCAAAUAGUACAUGUUUCUUGCAGGCCUGUGUUCGUUCCCGAAACAUCUGGGUUUGAGGUAGAAUCCACGUUGGAUCGGCCACAUGUGACAGCCGCUGGUCGGCUGACAUUGCCGAAAGAUGACAAUCCUAUGAACGGUCGAUUACGGAAACGCAUGCGAUUGGCCGCAAUAUGUAUCCAAAUGUGGACCAAAGCACUCAGUUGUGUGUCUGUUGUGGGGUGCCAUAGUACUCAGCUGUGGGCAUAUUUAUACUUUCUGCUAUCAUAUUUUUGUAUAAAGUGUGUUUUGUAAGGAUUGCAAAGAGUGCACGUGUGGUACCAAAUAUAAAGUAAAGAGCAUCCAGCGUCAUAUUCCUUUGUACGAAUUGAGUGUCCGUUGAACAUCAUUAUGCAUAUAUCGUGAGAGGUGUUAUACGGCAGUAUGGCGCGAGAAUUGUGCUCGAUUGACGAAAAUGUCGACAGAACAGCAGCGAGCAUUCGCUGACAUGCGGGUAUGUGUCGAUUUAGACGAUUUUGUUCUUAAAUCCGUUGAAUGGGCCAUUGCUUUUUGGGAUGAACUUCUAUAUGUAUGGUAUUCAUGUUGAUUCCUUUUUGUGACGGACGAUAUGCCUUCUGUCUUACUAUGAAAUAUGUGGCAGCAUUAGGAACAAUGUAGACCGAUGGCCGAUAAACUUCAUGACUGUGAUAUUCCCGAAGCAUGGACAAUCCUACGAAGCCACCUGCAGAAGGAAUUGGUUGGAGACUUGAUACCGAUACCCUUUGUUACCGAAGGAGAUCUGUACGACCUUUUGACCGUCUUCUACAAACAGGACGACGGAAAGGGUGUGCUGUCGCGACUGACCCGGCCGCGGCAGUACGAGCUGCUGGGACCGCUGGCCGGCCUGGCUGACCUGGCGCACUCCAACCGAGCGGAGCUGGAGGCCUGCGCUCGACCCCAUCUGGAGGAGCUCGACUUCCCCGCCCAGUACACUUGCGAUUUGUACGGUAAAUCCGGUAAGGAGAUCCACCUCAUUGUGAAGCAGCCACACAAGAAGGUGGUGCUUCUGACGGCGACUCAGCCGGGGGACAUUGUCAUCGACAGGUCGGCGCACCCGGCGCUGCAGUACGUUGACCGCGUGUACCUGAUCACUGAAGUGGUGUACUCGGCCGGCGUAGACCUGGUGGUCUCUGCCGCCGGCCGCACCAAACAGUACUUCUCAAGUCGCGUGCUGCCGCUGGCGUUCAUGUACCAAAAGUUCCCCGUCGACGAGUACGGCGCUGUCGGCACGGAGGUGCCCUCUGGCGGAGAUAUGAAGAAGAUGAGUUUCGUCCAGGUGCGCCGGAGCCGCCGGCCGGACGACCCUCUGCCGGAGGCACCCCGGACCUCGAUAUCGGCCCGAUGGCAGCCGGCGGCGCGGCGCAGCCCACGCGACGGUCUGCCGCUGCUGCCUGCCGCCGCGCCCGGCACCCGCGGGCCGCUGCCGCCCCUGCCUCCCGACUGAGCCGUGCUGGGGAUAUGAUGCAUCGAACAAAUAUCGUAUUACGUUUUGAUAAUAAAAUGUGUGACAACCUAACA